GGAAAUACAAGGAUAGAUGGUCGGGGAAGUUCGACAAGCACUCAGCCUAAUCAGUAUUCUCGUGGUCGAGAGAAGAGUAGGAGGUAAAGAUGUCGGAGCGAAAAGUUUUAAACAAAUACUACCCACCCGACUUCGACCCGUCAAAGAUCCCCAAGCUCAAGCUGCCCAAAGACCGGCAGUACGUGGUGCGGCUGAUGGCCCCCUUCAACAUGAGGUGUAAGACAUGUGGAGAAUAUAUCUACAAGGGCAAGAAGUUCAAUGCCCGCAAAGAGACAGUGCAGAACGAGUCCUACCUGGGCCUGCCCAUCUUCCGCUUCUACAUCAAGUGCACGCGCUGCCUGGCAGAGAUCACCUUCAAGACAGACCCCGAAAACACAGACUACACCAUGGAGCAUGGAGCCACGCGGAACUUCCAGGCUGAGAAGCUCUUGGAGGAGGAGGAGAAGAGGGUGCAGAAGGAACGGGAGGACGAGGAGCUGAACAACCCCAUGAAGGUGCUGGAGAACAGAACCAAGGACUCCAAGCUGGAGAUGGAGGUUCUGGAGAACCUGCAGGAGCUCAAGGACCUGAACCAGCGGCAGGCACACGUGGACUUCGAGGCCAUGCUGCGGCAGCACCGCCUGUCGGAGGAGGAGCAGCGGAAGCACGAGCAGGCGGAGGACGAACGGGAGGCGGCGGCCUUAGUGGAAGAAUCUAGGAAACGAAGACUCCUGGAAGACUCCGAUUCAGAGGAGGAUGCUGCCCCCACCCAGCCCCAGCAGGCCCUCCUGCCUAACCCCACCGCCAUCCUGGACGAGGCCCCAAAAGCCAAGAGGAAGGCGGAGAGCUGGGAGCGCAGUGUGGGCACCUUUGGCAGCAGUCCCCAGCUGUCUGGCCUGGUUGUGGUGAAGAAAACAGACCUGGGCCGCAGCAUCCAGCGAGGAGGAGUCCUGCCCGCCCCAGAUGCAAUGAAGAACGGGCAGGUGGCUGGCCCUGCGCCCCAGACGUCUGGCACCUCCUCCCUGAGCCAGCUGGGUGUGUAUUCCGACAGCGAGGACAGCAGCGGCAGCAACUGAGCCCUGCCCCCAGGCCCUUCCCCAGGUCAAGAUCACACAGCCAGCUCCAGCCCAUGGUCGGGGCAGGAGGCCCUGGGACCAACUGGAGUCACCACUGGACAAGCACAAAUGACCUCCAAGGCUGGCGGGGUCAGCAAUGGCUUCAGCUGAGGGACUCAGUUUCUCUCCCGUCCCCCCACCUUCCCUGCUCCGGAGCUCGGGGUCCCCAGCUCACAUGGCGGCAUCCCCGGAGCAGCUUCUGACAGGCCUUCGAGGUCGUCGCGGCUGACAUUCCGAGAUGCUCUGGGCACGUGGGUGAGCCCACCCACCAGUGGUUGGCUCCAUCCCCGCCACAGAACCAUCUGGAACCCAUGAAAGGAACCUGCUGAUCUGGCCUGGGGGUACCUUCUCUCUGCCAGCAUCUGAGGAGGGGGCUGCAGAAGCAUGCAACCUAGCCAGUCCUGGACUCUUGGCUCAGAAACUGCGAGAUAAUAAAUGUUCCUUGUUUCAUACACUCCGUUGGGGGAUAAUUUGUGAAGCAGCAGUGGAAAGCUGAUACGGUCAUGUAACCAGCAAGUCUGAUUCCAAAGCUCACGUUCUUUCAAGAU
Molecule: messenger RNA, 1642 nt
Organism: Aethalodelphis obliquidens (Pacific white-sided dolphin)
Lineage: Eukaryota; Metazoa; Chordata; Mammalia; Artiodactyla; Delphinidae
Gene: YJU2
Product: YJU2 splicing factor homolog
Exons: 8
Coding region: 90-1055 (321 amino acids)
Biological process (GO): mRNA splicing, via spliceosome
Cellular component (GO): U2-type catalytic step 1 spliceosome
Source: RefSeq, a predicted model, not a curated record